AUGCUGGACAAACGCCCCGCGGAGCUGUUUCUCAAGUGGGACGCGGCGCAGGUGCUGCAGUACGUCCACCUGGUGCUCCCCGCCGACGAGCGCGCCGCCGCCGCCGCCUUCCUCGAGCACAACGUCGACGGCGCCCUCCUCCCGCACUUGACGCUGGAACACCUCCGCGAGAUCGGGGUGGCGCUGCUCCACCUGCGCCUCGUGAUCAAAAAGCAUAUCAGCGAGCUUAUCGCCCACCACCACCAGCGCCACCCGGCCAAGCUGUUUGGCGACAUCGACGCCGGCGUGGCGGGGGCGCUGGGCGCCGUGGCGCUCGAGCUGCUCCAGCUACUGACGGUGUUGGUGCGCGAGACGGUGAAGCGCCUUCUGCUGCGCGGCGUCUCCCAGGCGGUGGCGCUGGCGCUCGCGUCGCUGGCGCUGGCGCCCGACCUCCAGCUGCCGACGCUGCCCGAUAAGCUGGGGGGGCUCACCCCACUGGAAGUCGACGUCCGCAAGCUUAACGACAACUUUAAUCGCCUCAAAAAGGACUUGAUCCCCGUCAUUCGCUUGCUUAAAGACCUGAAACCGUUGCCGACGCCGACAUUAGACCCUGGUUCCACCAGCACCAUGGACUCGCCCACGUAUAGCCAUCGCCUGGACUUGGGGGAUGACGACCGCACUCCCCCGACCCUGAUGGCAGCGAUGGUGGUGCCGGCGCAGCUGGCGGCGCGGCCCAAGAUACAUAAAGCGGGCAGUUUCACCCUGGUGGACUCGGUGCCGCUGCUGGCGCCCGACCACCGCUUCUCGCAGGCGACGCUUCUUUCGAUGGGCACGGGCAAGAUCGUCCAGCAGCUGGUGCCCAAGCUCACGGAGACGCGCCUGGCGCCCGACUUCAAGCUCCAGAAAGUGCAGCAGCGGCGCCGCGACCCCGAGCCGCCGUUGCAUCGUGGUAUUGACGCCAAACCGCUGAUGCAGCUGCUUAAACAGCCGCCUACUCUACAGCCACAGCAGCAACAGCAAGCGCCGCCUACUUUACAACUGCAGCCGCUGCAGCCGAAGCUCGCCACCGCCGCGGAGCCGCUCAAGCAAUUGCGGGCGUCGCUGGACGACCUGUGCCUCAAGAUCUUGCAGCAGGCGAUGAAGCGCCACCACAUCCCGCGCGACGACUGGCUGAAAUACGUGUUGGUGAUCUGUUAUGGCAAUAAGGAGCGCAUUUUGAAGCUAGCGGAGAAACCGGUGAUUAUAUUCAAGGAGCUCCAGGAGUUGGGCAAACACCCGGCGAUCAUGCUUCGCCAGCUCGCUGAAGCGCCCGACGAUGGCGCUUAUGAUGAUCUGAGAAUCGCCGACGAUAUCCCCGGGGGGACCCUUUGA
This is a messenger RNA of Diutina rugosa, 1350 nucleotides long. RefSeq names its product Ste50p (gene STE50). The transcript has a single exon. The record is from RefSeq and is a predicted model, not a curated record. Gene Ontology annotation, biological process: signal transduction. Bases 1 to 1350 code for a protein of 449 amino acids. Gene Ontology annotation, molecular function: protein binding. NCBI's taxonomy places the organism in Eukaryota, Fungi, Ascomycota, Pichiomycetes, Serinales, Debaryomycetaceae.